AUGGAAAGACAGUUAUUUCGAGCCGCGUGUUUGACCCUGAUCUUGGGCACCGUCCUGUCGUGCGUCGCUUCUGACACAACUGGACUGGAGACUGAGGCUGAUUUCAAAACCACCAUCCCGAAAGAAGGGCUCCAGAGGGACCUAGAGCAAGUCUUCUCGCUUGGACCAUCCAGCACUCUGCAGGUUAUCGACGAAACCGGGAAAGCCGUCUAUCUUCCCGAACCCAGCCAAAGUGUUGAUGGGGCGUCGUCGGGCCCGUACAGUGCCGCGUAUCGAUUUGAUAACGGAGCGUGUGAUUUCAGCAAGACAAUCGAGUUCAAGGAUGCAUUUCCUGGGUACACAAAGCCACUAUGGGUUCACGAGGAGUCGGAUUCGGUGGAGAGUGGGAAGGUAUCCGUGAGAGGGCCUGUGAGGUACACGUUUACGAAUCCUCCGGCGGAAUAUCUGGGUGGGGGUUUGAGUUUUUGUGUACGGUUCAAGACGGUGAUGGCCGCCGGUUCGGAUGCAGAAACCAGCACAUCGACCACGGCGACAUCUUCUGCAGAUUCUUCAAGUGAGCCGCCACAGGCCACUCCCUCGCCAGAGCAGCAGGGGUCUCAGCAAGGUAGUAAUCAAAGCGGGACUGAAGGAGAUAGUUCCGGGGGUGGUGGCGGUGGUGGUAGCGGUGCUGGAAAGCCUGGGUCGGCGGGCCGCGUGGAUGGUCGACACGGUGAGAAAGGACCCCGUAAAGAGCCAACCGACCCUGAUGAAAAGGUCGACGUUGAAAGACUUCCUUCUGAGCUCAAAGGUGCUCAAAAUCUGCGGCACGGUGGGGGAUCACAGCCAGAGAGUGGUGCCCCUAAAGCAAACGAGAACCCUGCAGCAACCCCAGCUCCCUUCUCCACUGAGGAGACAUCAGGAGACAAAGUGCAGUCUCCUACGUCAGCACCUACCGAAACAUCAACUCCAACUAUUGAUGUCUCAGUGCCGGAGGAUGGCCAAGUCACAGGAGACGCAAACGCACGCGCGGAUGGCCAGGAGGGCAGUGUUAGCGAAAAGAGCGGCACUCUUUCGAGGCGCCUCAGUGAGACUAAUGCAGGGAAAGAGGCGUACUUGACCAUCCUAGUUCACUCGGCGUCGUGGGACUUUGCAAAUGGAUUGAGUGCAACAUCAGUUUUUCUUCUCGCUGCAGCAGCUACGCUGUUGCCGAUUGCCUAA
Molecule: messenger RNA, 1197 nt
Organism: Neospora caninum
Lineage: Eukaryota; Apicomplexa; Conoidasida; Eucoccidiorida; Sarcocystidae
Exons: 1
Coding region: 1-1197 (398 amino acids)
Source: RefSeq, a predicted model, not a curated record